CUCUCUCGCGGCAGCCCUCCUCCGUGCUUUUUUUCUUCUUAUUUGCACAUACGCUUUUUGCAGUGGAAUCAGCUUUGCAUGCUAACGCCUUCAAAAAGUGGAAUGGCAAACCUCUCUUCUUCUCUUCUCCUUCCUUUCCCUCUCUUCUUGUCCACUUCUUGCCUCUCACUCUCUUUCGCUGCUUUUGCUUUACUUUACUCUACCUUACUUUGCCUUUACCUUGCCUUGGUUCCACUUCUCCGCUUCUCCGCUCCUUUUCCCCCGAACUACCAACUCUUUUUCACUCUUCCUGCUGAGACUGCACACACCGCUUCACACCUCCACAUACUUCCCGUUCGCCCUCACAUACACUCACACAUAAAACAUGCCCGCUACAGUUCCCAGCAUCAACAUCAUCCCGACCCAGGGCCCCAACGGACAGAACUCGGCCGCAUCCUCCUUCGGUGCUUCCUCCCUCCGGAGACAGUCCCUCGCGCACUCCUUCGGAUCUUUCCACUCGGCCCAGCUGCGUCGCUCCUCCGUCUUUGCUCCCUUCCCAUACUCACAAUCUCCCCAAUUCACAGACCUCGGCCACAACAGUUCGCUGCUCGACACGUACAGUUCCUCCCCAAAUUGGGGAGACGUCUAUGAGCGCGAUCUGGAGACCAAUUACUGCAAAAACUUCUCCUGCUGCGGCCUCACCCUCGGUGAUCUGCAUGCGCUUUUGCAGCACUACGAAGAAGCACACGUACGCUUUGAGGAAGAUGAGGACGACGACCUCUUGAUCGCCGGCGGUUUCACGGAUGACGAUGGCUGGUCCACGCACUCUGAUUCUGCCCCCAACAGCCCCCAGAUGACUUCCUCAAAACAUGCUGCAGCGGCAGCGACCGUCGCGGCCUUGACGAAGAAUAUCUCCUUUGCUGGCGCCAAAAAGAAAUCGAACGGAGUCUCAUUAUCCGAUAUCUAUUCGGAGGACUCGUCUGCUCUCAUCCCCGACGAGGCUGUCUCUGCUUUCCCCGAUUCAAUUUUGAGGACAGCCGCCCAGGCCACCCAGAACCCACUCUGCAAAAAGCGAGAUCUCUCCGCCUUCUCGUCCUCGUUCGAUCUCCAGAGCCCCCUCUCCAAGAAGGCGACGACUUUGCACUCCAAGGCCUUCUCGACCAACCCAACUGCUGCUGCCGCAUUGACCGCUGCCUCUCUCAUGGGUGAUCUGCAGCCUUCAUCCAAGGCUCAUUCUACCGAAGCGGGCUCUUUGGUAUCCUUGGGUGCACAGGACGAGCUCAUGAGCACCGUCACCGGCUACCUUGAGCAGGCAGUCCAGCGUGGGUUGUUGCCCAACUGCGGCGAGGUCGGAUCCCCCACCUAUCUUCUCGCAGUCGAGGAAUUGCUCCGCAAGCGCGACGAGAUUGUGAGCAUGAUGGAGAGCAUUGGACGACCAGGAACUGCCGGUGCCGACAAGCCCUAUCGAUGCACUGUCAGCGGGUGUGACAAGGCCUACAAGAACCCCAAUGGCCUCAAGUACCACAACCAGCACGGUCAUUGCUCCAUGCCUGGAUCGGGCGAGGACGACAAGUCCAACGUCAAGCCCUACCGGUGCACCUUCAUGGAUUGCGGCAAGUGCUACAAGAACCUCAACGGCCUCAAGUACCACAUCGAGCAUUCUCACCCGAACCUGGCUGCGGCACUCUACGCCAACAUCCCCGGAUUUGCUAAUUUGGAAGGAGGCAAUGCCAGCCAGGCGGCCAUCACUGCCGCAGCUGCGAUUGCUGCGGUCAAAGGCGACAGCAUCAUGAUGAGCGCCAUCAAUGCAAUCAUUGCCUCAGCAGCCAAUAACAGUGCCCGUCCAGGAUCCACUGUUGUAGAAAAUACUCCCGAUUCAAGUCCUAACGCCAGUCCUGUGCUUGGACCUGUCCGCGUACAGAACCCCUUUUCGGCCGAAGUGACCCCCAUGGCGUCACCUUUGCUCGCUCGUGCAGUUCUUCCCAGCCCUGCUCUCUCGAUCCAGACGACUAUUGACGGCACAAAAAAUUCCCCUAUCAGAUUGGCAGGAUUGAUGACGCCCUCGUCGCUCUCACCGACCAUCGCGAGCUCGCCAAAGUCGCCCAAUGGAUCGCAGGUUUCGACAUUGACGGCUGCACUGGCUGCGGUUGCUGUUGAGCAGCACAAGCCGUAAAGCUGGACCCAGGCGAUGGCUCAUCCACCAGCCCAUUUGGAGAUCGGGACCCUGAUCCAGCAGUAUCUAAAGUAGAGGACGUAGUGAACGGGCCUGCUGGUACAAACCCAACCCAACUUUCA
Gamsiella multidivaricata is the source of this 2274-nucleotide messenger RNA. RefSeq lists its product as uncharacterized. The record is from RefSeq and is a predicted model, not a curated record. The transcript has 2 exons. Gene Ontology annotation, cellular component: nucleus. Bases 365 to 2152 code for a protein of 595 amino acids. Lineage: Eukaryota; Fungi; Mortierellomycota; Mortierellomycetes; Mortierellales; Mortierellaceae.